Molecule: messenger RNA, 1019 nt
Organism: Asparagus officinalis (garden asparagus)
Lineage: Eukaryota; Viridiplantae; Streptophyta; Magnoliopsida; Asparagales; Asparagaceae
Product: ethylene-responsive transcription factor ERF062-like
Exons: 1
Coding region: 132-1019 (295 amino acids)
Biological process (GO): regulation of DNA-templated transcription
Molecular function (GO): DNA binding; DNA-binding transcription factor activity
Source: RefSeq, a predicted model, not a curated record
AAAAGAAAAGGUUUUAGAGUCCCUUUAACUAACAAGAAUUACCUGUCAACAGAGUCGACGAGAGCUUUAUAUAUGCCGACUUCUCUUAUGGGACCAUACCAUUUCAUUUUUUUCAUCCUCCUUCAUAUAGCAUGGAUGGUUCAGACCAUCACUCAGUUCUCAACUUCCUCAAUCCAGAUGAAUCCAUAGGGAGGCCCAAUAUCUUCAAUGGAACAGUUCUUAAACCAAACUUCUCAAUGUUCCCUCAUGAAGAUCCUCGCGUUGAUCCAUCAAACCUGCAAAUGGAUCUGCAAAUGUACCAGAAACUACAAGAACCUGAUUUCUCCGACUGGCUUCAACUCAGCAAUCAUCUCAAGUCCGAUAAUCCAAUUUCGCCUGCUAAACUGAAAAUUCUUGAAAUAAAUAGCAAUGUUGUCAAUAACCGAAUUAAUCAUCAGCAGCAACAGCAAUCGACGAAGCUGUAUCGAGGAGUGAGGCAAAGACACUGGGGGAAGUGGGUGGCAGAGAUAAGACUACCAAGAAACCGAACGAGAGUGUGGCUUGGGACUUUCGAUACUGCAGAGGAUGCGGCGAUGGCCUAUGACAUGGCGGCGUACAAAUUGAGGGGUGAGUUUGCGCAGCUCAAUUUCCCGCAUCUCAAGCACAAACUUCACGAAGCGGUAGCUCGUGGGUCCCAGUCACCAACGAUUUCACUUCUUGAAGCCAAGUUGAAGUCUUUUCAAGAAUCGGCUACGUCGUCUUCGUCAAGUGAGAAGGAUUUGUUGCAGAACGUUGGAAGAGAGCCAACGCCGGUGGCUAAGAAGCAAAGGAGGAGUGAGGAAGAGAUUAUUAAGAAGGAAGUCGAGUGUUUAAGUAAUAAGUUUGAAGGGAAGCAGAUGACUUCAGCAGGGGAGAUUGAUGAGGUUCUGCUUAGUAGAAUUCCCUCCCUUGAUAUGGAUAGUAUUUGGGAUUCUCUUCAUAUUGCAACAGCAGACUCAUGCAAUUACUAUUCAUAUUUGUUUUCUGGUAGUGGUUCGUGA